UCAUUGAAAAGCAUUUGAUCGCCGUUACAUGUUACGGAUUAUUGCGAUUUUCAAUUCCCAUGGAAGGCAAACCAUGCCUUGGCGCAAUAGUUCUAAUCACCACAUAAACAACCAGCAAUCAUGGGAAGGCUUGAAUCACUGACAGCUUGGGCAUUGGUACGUUGUUUCUUUUCCGUGUUAACUCGCCAGCGAGGGCUUGUCCUAUCUUGUAAAAUAUGUUGCGCUGGUUUUCCUAUCUCAUUACCUCUCAUCCAACUGGUAUUUUCACGGUGUAUUUCACAGUUCAAACACUCAUAGAAACUCCAAAUUUGACAAUAUACUCCCCGAAACGAUGUAUCCACAAAAGCUUCAUACUCACGAAUUCUAGGGUCGAACACCAUAUGAAGAUCAGGUAACCUGGCCCACUUCACCAGAAGUUUUUGAGAAUUCUGGCUAUGUGCAGAUAUACGAUGAACAUGGCCAUCCAAGGAAUCCAGAGACAAAACGGAGAGAACGUGAAAAUAUUCGUGCAGCCAAUGAAGUAAUGCAAGUCACGGGUAUUGUUGAAGAUUUGACUGCUGUGAGGGCAGCUGCGAAGCUGCACAACACUCAAAAGAUUGAAGAGACAAUCAGAGGUCUACGAAUAUUAGAAGCUGGUCGUGCCACGCUCCAUGCUGGUGUUUGGGGUGUUAUUGCGUUUAGGCGAAGGGUUUUGGUGCGUUGAUUUACCAACUCGAUGCAGUGCUAUACUUACAAAUUGAAGCUUUACAGAUCAUAUUCUGAUAUCGGAAUCCUAGCGCUGAUCCAGCGUGAGAGAGUUAGAAGAUCUGUCACGAAUUUAUGCUUCUCUGGACUUCACACUGUCAUAGCAUAUCAUAUAUCAGACUGGGUAGGUUGCUUCUUGGAAGUUGUCCUAGAUCAAAUGUUUGAUGAAAAUGAGAGGAAACUUACCCCGCAAGAAGUAUGGAUCAAGUACAUGGCGGAUAAACUGUGAGUAUUUACACGUCUGAAAAGAUUCUGCAGCGACUGAUAAUUCCCCAGCCUUUAUAUCGGCUUUCGUUACAUUACAUUGCACUUACGAAUGUUUGCCAUGUUUUACCAGUUUGGCUUGGUCAAAUCUAACCAAAUCCUACCUCCAUUGAUGUCAUUAAUUCCAUUCUCGAAGACAUCAAUGCUUCACGCGCAACCUGCACCUCCGGCAAACAUCAUUUCGAUUCUCUCAUGGUCAUUGGCCUUGGUUCGUUCUACGACUCCAAUUGUGGCUGUGUUAUUCCAUGGAAAGAUCAAGUAUAUUGUGUCGCGCCUCUUGUAUCGACCCAUAUAUAAAUCCCUACCGCGACCGACAGGAGAGAGUAUGUUUGCUGGACUUGGGGUAGAAGCUCCUAUCUUGGAAUUUGACACACCAGAUGACGCCGAGUUUAAUGGUCCAGUCCGCGGUGGAGAAGAAGAUACUCUACGAGCCCUUGAAGGAUUACCUCCUUUAGAAAGAACAGAACCUCGAUCUCGGCGGCAUACUAAUGCAUCGAUGAGCGUUGAUGAGGAAGAGGAUGCGCGACCAACACUAAUUAGCUUCGAUGUCGAUUCUACAUCUACACCAGCCGAACCGACUUUUGGUCUUGGGACGUGGUCGGCAGAGUUGCGGAGUGCAAGCGAUCCCAGCCAAUCGAAAGAUAUCAAAUAUCGCAAAACCGGGCUUACCAUGCUUCCAACCAUACUCGCCGCAGAAGGGUUUAGAGAAUUGGCCGCCUCUAUUCUUAUAACACCGCUUGAAGCCGUAAUGAUACGAUUCAUUGGUAGAGCAUACGGGAACAGAGUUGGGAUCGAUUUGGCGGAUUUUUAUGAAAUAAGUUUCCAAAUGCCUAGCUUGAAGCAUCUGGUCGCUUCGUGGGCUGUUCAGUUUAUAGCAACAGGACUUGUCUGGAGUGGAUUCACAUUGGUCACUGAGUAUAUUGCGGACAGGAGGAAGAAGACAACCCAGGGUAAACCAGCUGCCCUCGAGAGCGACUCUGACUGAAGUAGUUCCUUUGGUUAUCAAAUAUCAACGUCGCUAAUUUUCGCACAAAUGUUGUGUAAUCGGACCGAGAGCAUCCCCAUGGGCAUUCAACUGAUGGUUCGUUCCAAAUCAAAUGAUCUGGAGGUUGGGGAAUGGAGACUGGAGUUCGUGGGACAACUGCAAUACUCCACCCUUGUGGCAUGACUUGUCUUGUGGGAGACAAGCUUUUGCCUGAAACUGGAUAUCAGGGGGCAAACAUUAUGUCUAGCUGUGAACUAAUGGUCUCCUGACUCGAUUAGGAAUUUAGGAAUGAAAUAAUUAGACUAGUCACAGAUGCAACAAAAUAAGUUGCGAUGUUUAGGGAAGGCACAUUGACUUGAAUGUGGCUCGUGUUCUAUGGAGCCAGAAAAUCUUAGAUUCGGUCUCUUUGUGGGUAGAGGAAGUUUUCAUGUCUGGCUGAAGCUAGGAUAGAUUAACUUUUACUGGUCAAUGAUCACGAGGGAAGCGACGAAAAAGCCCCGGAAAUAGCCAGGGCGUACCCCAUACAGAGUAUACUCUAGAGUCUGUACCAAGGUAUGCAUAGCAAUGGAACUUAUGGAAGACACCAAGAACAAUUGAGGUGAUUUUGUUUUAGAACUAACGCUUCGUAUCUUCCGUGGUUAAAACGCCCGGUUCAAACUUCAAAGCUUGAAGUCAUCUGAAAAGUCUAACUAACGCCUCGUUUAGAGUCAAGACUCUGGGCAUGGUGCUU
Sclerotinia trifoliorum is the source of this 2723-nucleotide messenger RNA. Lineage: Eukaryota; Fungi; Ascomycota; Leotiomycetes; Helotiales; Sclerotiniaceae. The record is from the annotation of a GenBank genome assembly.